UACUUUCCUUACUGAGGAGUUGGCAACACUGCUGACAGCCCAGCAGCCGCAGGUCUGUGACAGAGAAGAAGAGGAGAAGUAGAGAAGAAGAAGAGGGGAGAAGAAGAAGUUCAUCCAACAUGAGCCGGACUCUCUCGUCAUUUAUCUCAACAUUCCACUGUGCGGAUGAUUUAACUCCCAAACUACGGAGCCCUGAUACUUUCCCGUCGCGCUGCUGUUCCACUCGUUUCUAAACUUGUCGUUGAAUGUCAGUCUGCUAACGUUCGCCGUUAGCUCACGUUUUCACCCGGACCGAGCCAAACGAACCGAGCGCCAUGAUCCCCGAAUGUCCCCGCUCCGGGGACUCGAGGAACCGGGGCCGCUUCGUGUACAGCCCGGCGGCCGAGCCGAGCCCGAGCCGCGGCGCCAGCGGCUUGUUGACGGAGAUCCAGACCAGCAUCAACUACCAGCCGUUCACCGACCACUACACCAUCAUCCCCGGCAAAGAGCUCGGAAGGGGGAAGUUUGCCGUGGUCAGAAAGUGUGUGGAGAAAUGCUCGGGCCAUGAGUACGCUGCAAAGUUCAUGAGGAAGAGACGGAAAGGCCAGGACUGCCGGACGGAGAUCAUCCAUGAGAUUGCAGUGCUCGAGUUGGCCACAGUUAAUCGCCGGGUGGUCAACCUCCACCAGGUCUAUGAGAUGGCUUCUGAGAUGGUGCUGGUCCUGGAGUUUGCGGCUGGAGGCGAGAUCUUCAACCAGUGUGUGUCAGAAGAAGAGGCCUUCAGUGAGGAGGACGUGAAGAGGCUAAUGAGGCAAAUCCUGGAGGGAGUCAAAUUCCUCCAUCAGAGCAACAUAGUCCACCUCGACCUGAAGCCUCAGAACAUCCUGCUGACCAGCAGCUCUCCUUUGGGUGACAUUAAGAUCGUGGACUUUGGCCUGUCCAGGAUGGUCUGCAGCCACCAGGAGCUCAGGGAGAUCAUGGGGACCCCAGAGUAUGUUGCUCCGGAGAUCCUAAAUUAUGAGCCUAUAAGCACAGCAACAGAUAUGUGGAGUAUUGGUGUUUUGGCCUAUGUGAUGCUGACGGGCAUCUCACCAUUCCUGGGCGAGGACAAGCAGGAGACGUUUCUCAACAUCUCCCAGCUCAAUGUGAGCUACAUUGAGGAGGAGCUGCAGCAGCUGGACCAGGCCGCACUUUCCUUCAUCCAGAUGUUGCUCCUCAAACAGCCACAGGAUCGGGCCACAGCAGAGCAGUGUCUCACACACCCCUGGCUUCAGCACUCAAAGACUGCGGAAACACAGACGGUGGAGGAGAUCCUCCCAAUGAAGGAGCAGGAGGUUUCCAGCACCACCAGUACACCUGAAACUCCCAGCUGCCUGACUACAGCUGUGGAUGAGGAGGAGGAGGAAGAAGGGCCAGUGACAGAGGAGCUGAUCGUUGUGGCUGCCUACACUCUGGGUCAGUGUCGCCAGUCCUCCACUUCAGAGAAGGAGGCUCUGGCCGCUGAGCAGAAGGCCAUCUCCAAACGCUUCAAGUUUGAGGAGCCCUUCAGUGCCCUGCAGGAGGUCCCUGGGGAGUUCAUCUACUGACCCCAUUUAACCACAGGAAAUGUUGCUGUUGUCACGGUAACAAAAAUAAACCUUCUGUUUAUUCAAACUCUCCUUCAUAUAUACUGUACUAUUUCACUUGUAUUUCAUUUGGUUUGCUGUUGUAGUUUUAUUAUCUCUUAAAUAACUGGCCAAAUGUUAGACAAAUGUGUGACAUCUGACAUAUAUCCACACGUGAAGACUGCCCGCUUUUAAAUCUCCAGGGUGCAUUUCAAAGCUCCAUGACUCCACUGUAGAUUCCAAAACUCCCUAAAUCUUUUUUUCCCCUUUUUCUGAAUGGAUUUAGCAGUUUGUAAAUUUGCAAGUUGUGUGCAAUAUAAAUCCUCAUCCUUAAAUAAAUAAACCUAUACAAAAAAAAUCUACUUGUUGACUUAGAUUCAUAGUUAAUUUUUACACUGGAAAUGAUGCUAAUAUCAUCACCAGGUCUGUUUAAAAGGUAUUUUGGAGCUUUUUGUCGUGUGGUACAAUCUUCAUCUGUCAUCCAGUUGUAAUGGCAAAAAUCGCUCUCAGAAAAAUUAAAAGUCAACAACUACAUCUGCUCAGGAAGUUAGGGUGAUACGACCAAUAGAUCCAGAGCAACUCAUAAAUCGUAUUUUAUAUAAUUAAGUAAAAAAUAUCUUAAGUCCUUCUACUUUUUUGACCUUCACGAUUAAUAGUAUUAUAUUAAUGAAGGUCACAUGCGUAACGAUCAGAGUCUUCACCUGCACAACAAUGUUCUGAAAAACUAUUAAGUCAGCAUAUGGCGGUCUAUAUGCAAUCAUAGAUAAACGGCUCAGCACAACUGCUGAUAGACAAAGACAGGCAGGUGCGCUGUCACUGUUCUCAUUGUCUCAAAAAACAUUAAUAUGUAUAUAAUAUAUAAACAAUAAAGAGUCUGUGUCCGCAGUUAACUGUUUUUAAACUGACAUCAUCAACACAAAGAGAAACAACCUCAGCGUGAAGCUUAUAUUACCAUUGCAGUUACAGCGCUUUCACGCCAAAGUAGGUUACUAUUUGGAACACUACUGAGCUCCUGAAUGUUACUCCUCUCUCACUUACCAAUCAAUAAAAAACUCGGGCAAUUUUGUUGUUGUCAUGCUACAAGUGGCCACUAGGACAAAUUAUCAGUAAAUUGGACAUAUGCAGCUCUCCUUAAAAGGUUCUUUGUGUAAUAUUCCUAAAAUAAUAAGUGGACUUCAGUCAGCAACCAGUUGUUCACACAUGUGCUCCUAAGUAGGUAUGAGUGCGUCUCCCGAGCAACAGCCAAAAAUAGUGACGUGACAGUGUAAUGUUGAUAGAUGAGGUAAUUAAAGUUAAACUGUGAUUAUAGUUUAACUACAAACAACACUUGUGACUAGAAGAUUUCUGAAGUGUAACAUGGUUUUCAACUUGCCAUCUGUUACAAUGUGGACUGGUGACGUAGGUACAAUGACUAUAUAUGAUAUGUUGGCCUUAGAUAACAAGCUUUAUCACUCUGUUUGUCAAGCUAAGCUCCGACUAUUAUUGAUGUGAUAAUUUCCAUUGCAACCCUGAUCUUUCAUUUUUCAUGUUUCAGCAUUAUAGAGCAUAUACCUUCUUUUUUUUCGUUUUUCGUUUUUUUAUGACGGUACCAAGAGUGAGCUGAGACGAUGAGACUCCUUAACCAACAUCAACUGUAAACAAAUGAUAGUAGGUAGAUGCAACAUCUACAUAAAACCCAAAAAGGAACAUGUUCUGAAGAACUUUGUGCUAGGGGACACUCAGUGACCUUGAUGUCCCCCUGAAAAUCCUUUACGUAAAUAUAAUUCCACAGGCUAGUGUAUGCAACCAAUGAUAAUUCUACAGGAGUAUGGGAUGUUAACCAGUGCGAGAAGCUCAGGUGGAAACAGAAACAAACUGUUCUAUCUAAUAAAACGUGUUCGAUUCAGGUAGGAUCAAGACAGAAUGUACCUUGUUCACGUGCUGGAAAAGAGCCAAUCAGAACAUAGUACUCUUGGUGGUCAUGGUCACAGUGAAAACAGUGAUUGUUCUGACAUGUCAGUCAGUUUUCAGCCACAUCAUUACAACAUCAGAACUGGUUUCAAUGUUGUGGCUGAUAAGUGUAAAGUGGUUCAGGCCUUCGUUCUUUGAGGGAACAUUGAUACCUAACCACCAUGUUUUGAUGAGGAGGCAGAAGGCAUUCUGGGUGAUUAAAUGUCACUGAAUAUUGUAGAAAAAGACGAUUUACUUGAAGGAAAUUAACAACUAACUCCUGCCACUGAUUCCACAUCAUCUGUUCAACUUUUCUGCUUAAUUUAUUGAUAGUGCUGGAGGUGUUGGUUUAAACUGAGAGUUCUGUUUUUUUUCUGAAAUUUCUCUUUAGUAUGCAAAAGUGUGUAUAUAGAAUACAUUACAGUUCCAGUCAUGGUAUAUGUGCAUGUGUACUGAUGACCGGGUUUGGACUGUUUGUCACUCUCAAUAACAAACAGUUAGAAAACCCUUUUUCAUUCUUAUUUGAAUCCAGAAGCCAAAUCUGUGUUAAUCUCUGUCCAUUUCCUCAUAUUUGCUGCUUUUAGAACCAGCUGCUCCAAACUCAAUCCUGUUGGUGUCUUUAUAUUAUCUUUUGUAUUUGGUACAAGGCUUGGAGAUAAUAUUUGGUUAGUUUUAGCUCUUGCUGUUUUAUUUCAGCUGUUUCUGUGUUAUAUUGCAAAGACAAAGUUCUGGAGUUUUCUAAUCCUGUGACCUGAUGAACAUGUUGUUUUUAAGAGGUAUAACUUGUUUAAAGAGCCAUGUCACAUACAGUACUCCUCUCACAUAGAGGACUGAUAUUCCCUGGUGUCAGCUUUCUCUCAAGCAAUAAAGACAGAUAGUUUUAAAUGUGUACACGUAGACUCCAGAUUUCCACUGGAUCUGUGCUGUAAAUUUGUGUCCAUGAAGCAGUGAGUUACUAAAGGAAAAGAUUUGUUCAUGAAUGUCCCCUCCUGUCAAUAAACAUUUCAAAAGCC
This is a messenger RNA of Platichthys flesus (European flounder), 4525 nucleotides long. It is a transcript of the gene stk17a, whose product is annotated as serine/threonine kinase 17a. The transcript is spliced from 7 exons. Gene Ontology annotation, cellular component: nucleus. NCBI's taxonomy places the organism in Eukaryota, Metazoa, Chordata, Actinopteri, Pleuronectiformes, Pleuronectidae. The record is from RefSeq and is a predicted model, not a curated record. Gene Ontology annotation, biological process: positive regulation of apoptotic process; protein phosphorylation; intracellular signal transduction. Bases 315 to 1565 code for a protein of 416 amino acids. Gene Ontology annotation, molecular function: ATP binding; protein serine/threonine kinase activity.